Messenger RNA from Lactuca saligna, 561 nucleotides. The record is from the annotation of a GenBank genome assembly. NCBI's taxonomy places the organism in Eukaryota, Viridiplantae, Streptophyta, Magnoliopsida, Asterales, Asteraceae.
AUGAACUUGGAAUCAUUUAGUCAUCUUUUUUUGUAUGAAAGGACUAAUUGUGGUAACCUUUUAUUUUGGGCUACUUUUCUUUUUCUAAAGCGGAUAUCUAGAGCUGGAACCGGAAUUGUUGGUUUCGGUUCUGGUUCUAAAAAAUUGAGAACCGAUACAACAGGUUCCGGCUCCAAAAUCUUUGGAACCGCCGAUUCUAGUUCUUUCAAAUUUAGCCGGCUCCAUCCAUGUACCCAUCACUCGAGACCAACAAUUUCGCUGAGAAACUAUUCCCGGACAACGAUCAAAGCCAUGAACAAUAACAAUCAAUCGCUUUUGAAUCUUCAGAAUAAGUUGUAUAAAAUUCCACGAAUCAAUCGUUCACUUAAUCGAAAAACAACAAAUCAUCCAUUAGCUUCUGAGGUGUUUGAAAUAAUCUGUCUCCAACAAGGCGAAAACAUCAUCGCUUCUCUCGCUCGUGUCGGCGAUGAAAUCCAGUGGUCGUUCGCCAAGGACAAAGCCGUCGUGAAACUAGACGGAUCUUACUACUUCUUCACACUUUGUGUACCUUCCCAAUCCUGA